This is a messenger RNA of Lacerta agilis (Sand lizard), 1484 nucleotides long. RefSeq names its product zinc finger protein RFP-like. NCBI's taxonomy places the organism in Eukaryota, Metazoa, Chordata, Lepidosauria, Squamata, Lacertidae. The transcript has 6 exons. The record is from RefSeq and is a predicted model, not a curated record. The coding region runs from base 40 to 1479 and encodes 479 amino acids. Gene Ontology annotation, molecular function: zinc ion binding; protein binding.
AAACGAAACCAUCUCUCUCUUCCUGGCGAGGCAGCAGCCAUGGCUGCUUCUAGGGGUCCCGUGCAGGAUCUCUGCGAGGAAGCCACUUGCCCCAUCUGCCUGGAGUGUUUCAGGGAUCCAGUGAUCAUCCCGGAGUGCGGGCACAACUUCUGCCGAUCCUGCCUGAUACAGUACUGGGGGGAAUCCGAGGGAGAGGCUUCCUGUCCUCAGUGCAGAGAAAUUAUUCAGCACAGGAACCUCAUCCCCAAUCGGCCGCUGGCAAAUGUUUUGGAAAAACUCCAUCUUCAAGAUGAAAAGGAGGCCGAAGGAAAAGGGAAGAUCUGCGAGAAGCACCAGGAGCCCCUGAAGCUUUUCUGCAAGGAGGACGAAAGUCCCAUCUGUGUCGCGUGUCAUGUAUCUAAGGAGCACAAAAGCCACGAGGCGAUUCUUCUGGAGGAGGCUUCCCAGGAGUACAAGGAUCAGAUCAGCAGCUGCCUAGACAACGUAUGGAAGGAGAGAGAUAAAAUUCUGGAAUUGAAAGCAGAUGCAGAAAAGGAAAGCCAAGACCUGCUGAAACAAAUAGAUGCAGAGAGGGAAAAGAUGGUGGCUGUGUUCAGGCGACUGCACCAGUUUCUGGAAGAACAAGAGAAACUUCUUUUGGCCCAGAUGGCAGAGGUGGAGAAGGAGAUUGCAGCAAAAAAGGAGGAGCACCUGGCCAGACUCUCCGGGGAACUCUCCUCUCUUGAAAGCCUCAUCCUGGAGAUGGAGGAGAAGCUUCAGGAACCAGCAAGUGAACUCCUGCAGGAUGUUGGCUUGACUUUGUUCUUCUUCCCCAGCUCUCAGACUAAGGAGAACUUAGAAGACCCUCCUGUGGCUUUUCCUCCAACCCUGAAGUGGAAGAUCUGGGACUUCUGCGAUAUAAAUCCCUUCCUGGAGGGUGUCAUGAAGCAAUUCAGAGACACUCUGGACUCUGGACUUCAGCUGCAUGAAGAAAACAUAACAUUGGAUCCAGACACAGCAAGUCCCUUCCUCAUCCUGUCCAAGGAUCGAAAGAGUGUGAGAGAGGGAAAAGUGCGUCAAGACCUGCCAGACAACCCUGAGAGAUUUGACACACAUAGCUAUGUGUUGGGAUGCGAGGGUUUCACAGCAGGCAGACAUUUCUGGGAGGUCACUGUGGGAGGUGAGGAGGUGUGGGCGGUGGGGGUUGCCAGAAAGUCUGUGAAGAGGAAGGGCAAGUUCUGUUUUGCUACUAGGGAAGGGAUCUGGGGUUUGGGGAAGUGGGGCAGUAAGUACAGGUUCUCCUCCCCCCAUAAAGACUUUGUUCCAAGUGAGGAGCCCAAGAGGAUCCGAGUGACCUUGAACUGUGAAGGGGGACGGGUGUCCUUCUACGAUGCAGAUACAGCAGCCUUUCUCCACGCAUAUUGGGCAACCUCCUUCUCAGGAGAGACCCUCCAGCCCUUGUUUUGCGUGUCCGCCAAAGGCCACCUGACAAUCUCUUGAGUGUA